CCCCAUGUUCCGCCUUCGAUCAAUCAACACCACAGUCCCCUCUUACAUUCUAAGAGGUCGCCAGCCUUUCGGGUCGCAGUCGUCCCCGCUGCCCGAAUCGCUGCCGCUCGGUGCUCCCGUCGAUGAAGAGAAUGUCCCCGGUUACAGGCCGGAAUAUUUCUAUCCUGCGAAUCCUGGGGACAUGCUGGCCGGUAGGUACGAGCUGGAGGCCAAGAUCGGCUGGGGAUCAUCGUCCACGGUCUGGCUUGCGCGCGACACCCGCAGUGGAGGUUGGUUGAAACCGAACAAGUAUGUCGCCAUCAAAAUCUGCACUUGCAACUCAGCGAAGGAAGAGGAUAUCAGACAUGAGUUGGAUAUGACCAUCCAUCUUUCCUCUGCUAACUCCGAACACCAACCGAUGCGAGAACCGCUAUGGUUAUUUAGGAGGCGAGUCGCGGGUGAAGACAGGGUCAUUCGUCCAUUGAUGCCUUUGAUCAAGACCUACCUCCAAAUUCUCCUGGAAGGCCUGGAUUACUUGCAUUCAGAAUGCCACAUCAUCCACACAGACUUGAAACUGGAUAAUAUCCUUGUAACUUUCGAGGAUCAGUCCACCAUUGAAGCCUUUGUCCAGGGGCAUGUCAUGAAUCCGAUGGCCCGGAAACAUGUUGGUGAUCGGACAAUGUACCGAUGCCACAACGACUUUGGGCGCAUCGACGGCGACGACGCUUUGAAGAAAAUGUAUCCAAAGAUCACGGACUUUGGUCUUGCACAGCGGGGUGAUCACCCUGGACCGCUUGUCCACCCGAUACAACCCAACGAUUGCCAUGUCCCAGAAGUCCUCCUCGGUUGUGGAUGGUCGUAUAGCGCUGAUAUAUGGAAUUUUGGUAUUAUGGUUUGGGAUCUCUUCGGGGGGCAGGGCUUAUUCCUGCAGGGCAACCCGCACUCUUACUCUGCAGUACAACACCUAGCAGAAAUGAUAGCAUUGCUCGGCCCUGUAGCGCCCUGGCGAUGGAGUCCUGAGGCACUGAACCCUGAAGGUAGAUUGUGUAGCAAUGCUGCCGAAUUUUAUGGCGGCCCAUUUUUCACUGACAAUGGUGCGUCGGUUUGA
Molecule: messenger RNA, 1087 nt
Organism: Hyaloscypha bicolor E
Lineage: Eukaryota; Fungi; Ascomycota; Leotiomycetes; Helotiales; Hyaloscyphaceae
Product: kinase-like protein
Exons: 7
Coding region: 5-1087 (360 amino acids)
Biological process (GO): regulation of mRNA processing; spliceosomal complex assembly; protein phosphorylation
Molecular function (GO): protein kinase activity; ATP binding
Source: RefSeq, a predicted model, not a curated record